Parnassius mnemosyne (clouded apollo) is the source of this 4515-nucleotide messenger RNA. The record is from the annotation of a GenBank genome assembly. Lineage: Eukaryota; Metazoa; Arthropoda; Insecta; Lepidoptera; Papilionidae.
AAACAAAAACUAUUUUGACGAGUAUUUCAACAAGUAUUUACAAAAUAUUAUUUACGUAAACAGCGUUAAAAAAACUUUAACAUUCAAUCGUAUAGAGCGCGCUAGCCUCGACUGCGAUCUACCCCUGGGGCAGCUCGCAAUUGUAGGUAAUUAUUUUACGCAGGUAGCAAGAGUGACAGAGGCCUGGUCAGCACUGCUGACAAAUGUGUAACAAUUGAUAUUGUAUACAUAUUACAAAGAAAUUAUUUAUGCUGCUUAGUAUUUUUUAGCAUUCUUAUGCCAUAAUAAAAUUAAGUAUUUUGGAGUAUUAUAUUUAUUUAUUUCAAUACUUACACGUUCAACAAUUACCCAUUAAGUUUGUCCAUCCGGCAAGCAGUUGUGGCCGUCACCGUCUCCCUAUGUAUCCUUCCGGAACCAGAGUAAGUUCUGUCCUAACCCUAAAUUCGUUAUAUCAGACCAUCUAUACAAGCUUUGUAUUAUUAUUAUCUAUACAAAUUUCUGUAUGUAAUAUCAAAAUAACUGCGUUUUACUAAAUGCAUAUGAAAGUAUACGUUACUUAUAACAAAAAAAAAAACAAUUAUUAAAAUUUUUGUUCGUCUGUCUGUCUCUUUGUUCCCGCUAAUCUCUGAAACGGCUGGACCGAUUUUGACGUGAAUUUCACUGGCAGAUAGCUUAUGAUAUAAGGAGUAAAUUAGGCUACAGUUGUUUUCGACAAGAAUUUGGAUUCCGCGCAAGAAAAUAAAACCCAUUAUUCCAAUCUGAAUAAAUUCCACGCGGACGAAGUCGCGGGGAACAGCUAGUUCCUAAUAAAUAAUGUUGGAUAUAUAAAGCGAUAUAAUUAUUCUUUAAAAAACGUCACCCCCACACUAGGAUUUCUCCUGUGUCGUGGAGGCAGUUUACAAACAUAAAUUGCACAAGGACAAACAUCCAGACCCGGAACAAUUAUUUGUAGGCCAUACAAAUACUUGUUCCGUGCGGGAUUCGAACCCGUAGCCCCCCAGCGCAACAACUGAUAAUGGGUUCACGUCGUAAUAUUUCAUAUACAAAUAUCUCCCAAAUUUACUAUGUACCCUGUCUAACAUUAGCUUAUAUUUUAUUUAUUAUAUUACGUUCGUGUUGGGGCCAAACAAUUACAUUGUGUUUCCAAAUGACUUCUGACCAAGACAUUGUAUAAUACAAUUAAAAUACAAGAAAUUAUUCACUCGGCGAAGCAACCUUUAUUCCAUAACAAAAAAAAACAACAAAAACAGAAAUGGGUUUUGUAGGUAAACUGCAGCACAAACUGAUUCAAAUGUGUGUUUAUGUGACUCGGUAUCGAUACUCGGCGUACUUCGGCACGCGAUGUGGCCUUAGUGGCCUUUGACAUUUCUUAUAUUUAUGCGAACACUACACAUCAAAUGAAACUAAUUUAAACUUCGGGAAUUAAAAAAGUUUUACUCUUUUUCCUUUCUCAUCAUUUGUAUAUUAUUAUCCAUCUUAGUAAAGUCUGCCCAUUUCGACUUUCUUUUAAGUUAACAUUAUCCACCGCCUUCUUCCGUUUUACUGCUUUUGUAAAAGACAGUAAAGGACCCUCAGGGAUUGGUGUUGUUUCAGUGUCAUAAUUUUUUUAGACUUUUUCAAUUUUAAACAUGUUUCCAGUUGCUGAUUUCGUUCUAUCAAAGCAUUCAUUUUAGACCCUAAUUCCAUCUACUUUGUUUGCUUUUUCUUGAACUACCUUCAUAAUCACACAAUUCUUGUAACUUUGUUUCGGUAGUUUGAAACCGAGUUUGAGGAAUCGCUUAAUUUGAAUAUUUAUUCGUGAUUUAAUUUCCAACCGAAAUUCACGGAGUUCUUCUAGCAUUCUUCUCUCAUUAUCAAUCAUUUAAACUUCCAUCGGAUGACUGCCACCCUUGGUAUUUACAUAGCUGCUUGGUGUAAAGGUCUUGUCCAUUAUAAGAUUAGCUCGGAUCGUCGAAAAUGACCUUAAAUCAUACCAUUAGGUAUUGUGACAAAUUUCUCAAUUUUACAGUGAUGUUAUCACUAAUGUGGUCUGAAAUAAGUGCCACGUGCCCGCUUGACUUUGAGUUUUGGGACACGUUGUGUUCGCGCCAUUUUGAAACUACCGCCUAACGCUUAUGAGAUUCGUUAAUUAUUGCCCAAUAAGAGUACUGCAAAGCCCAUUUCCGGGUUUCCUAUCUACUGCCUUUUACGCCUAACAUGUGCAGCCUGAUGUGUUAAUUGGUGUUAUACUGUGUGGUCACAAGCUUGCAAGUCAUGAAAACAACCGCACCGCCUACAUCUCGCGUAAUCGCUCUCGCUCUUGUGUGGUUUAGAUACAAGAAGAAUUAACUAUACAAGAAUACAGCAAAGUGUAUAUACAUUUGCAAUUACGCUAUAUUUCGCGAUAGUCUGUGUUUAUGUGUGAAAAGAACCAACCGUCGUAACCGCAGCCCUCGAUAUUAGAGUUUCUCAUUUUGGAAUAGAAUGCUUGCUUGAGCAUAUCUACAUACUUUUGUAUUCUUCUGACAGUAAUUCUUUAAAAUCUUCUGUAGUUAUAAUCAGGCUAUUUAGGUGAUACAACCUCUUACAUGUUUGCUGUGAGCACUGCGUGUACCUAAGACUUAUCAUGUAUCCAGGAAUCACAGCCGUCACAAUUUUACUUACUUAAAUAACUAUGACCAGAUCCAGUCAUUAUGCAAAAUUAAUGAUAGCGAUAGUCACAUAAGUACGUCCGUUCGCAAUGAGUGCCCGCGUUGUUUUUUUUUUUUUAAUAUUACUUAAUACUGGCAGGCAAUUCAUCGCAGUCAUCAGAAGUGACAGCGCAUCUGCAUUUUGAUUCUUAAUUGAGCAUAAAUGUAAAUGUCUAUGGGCCACUUUCCAUCAAGUAGAAUAUGUGCUCGUUUAUUAUCCUUAUUCUAUAAAAAAGUUAAUAAGAGUUGCGGUAGUUUAAGGGUUAAGCACUCGCUGUAAAUUUGACAGAAGGCGAGUGACCCACGUUCGAUCCCCCUUUUUUAAGAGCUGAGUUACCACGUGCUCCGCGGUGAGAGGAAUCUUAAUGAGGGAUCUUGCGUUUCAGAAAAAUAAAAAUACGUUCAUGACUCCGAUAUAUUUUUUUAGUACUUAAUAGCUAAUAGCUACAGGCUGUUCACUUCAGCAUGAUGUGAUUUCAUCUAAACAAUUUUAACCUGCACUUAAGAUCCUCGUUUAAGAAUCAAAACGCAGAUUCGUUGGCAUUCCAUCUUAGACCUCAGGGGAUGCCUCGUUUCCAGGAAAUGGUUCUCUACACUUUCCAUAGCAUAAGCUGCUAUUUUACGCUGGUAUGCUGUGAGGGUGUGGUCCUAACACCAUAAUAUGGCUGUAACGUGGCUCUACCACGUAUGAAACUUGUACUGAUGCGUAUUUCUUUCUUCGGGCAGAUGAUGAAUCCAACCAGUCCACAUCAGCGGCUGAUGUGUGGAGCUUCUUCGAGCAGGAAACUGGUGGGAGGGCGCGCUGCGUAGUAUGUCGAGCCACUUUACCGCACCGUGCCAAAGAACUCAAAAAACAUUUAAAAGAGAAUCAUCCGAAACUUGUACAGGACUUCGACGAUGAAUCCGAAAACGACGAAGACCAAAAUGAAACCUACACUGAAGUGGUGUACUUAGAAGACGAAACCAGAAAGACGCCAAAACGUGAUGCGCAGUUCAUCAUGAAAAGACGGCCUUCUAUGAAGCAUUCCCCCACUCCUAUUUUAAAGAAGGUGAAGAGACGGAAAAACAGUUCAUCAUCCGACGAUUAUCCGCUCCGAAACAAGAAGGUCGACGAUGAUGAUGAUCAGAUAGAAAAAUUCGGCACUUACAUUACUUGCCUCCUUAAAAAAAUGCCAAAAGACCUCUGCACAAAACUACAAAUGGAUAUUAUAAACUUAAUAAUGACCGCAAAACUAAAACUACCCUCCGAAAUGCCGCUAGAAAACAAGGUGGUUCUAGAAGGUGUGCCGGUCGCGAUACAGACUGUUAACGCUAUGCCUGGCACCGGUUAUAUCGUAACUGUUCCGACGAGUAGCAGUGACGUUAGUAAAGAAACCGUCACAGUCACGAGCUGUGAAGUGAAAAAUGAUCCACUAACGCAGGAUAAUAGGGAUAUGCCGAAAAUCACUGAUACCAGUCCGGUGACGCAGGAUUUAACACUGAAUAACUGUUGAAACAAGGUUUUGGCGGGAACUUGACUCUAUACGUAAAAGUGGUGCAAUGUUGUUUAUUGUCUGCGCAGUUGAACUAUUAGUGGAAACGAUGAAACAAGUGCUCUGAUGGUGAAGUGAACCUCAAGAUAAUGUGUCUGCUCAGGUGCCUUGAGCUACUGACGUCAUCGAGUGUUCGAGCUGCCGUUAAAAUCUCCCAAAAACAUCGCAACAUAUUGUAAAGAAUUGUACUAUAAAGGAUAAUUAAUAAUUACUUGAUACUGGCAGAAGUAAAAACGUAAGAGUCCAUUAUCAAAGAAAGAAAGAAGACUUGACAUUGGCAGAAUUCGUUACUGCAAGAUUGCCUGUCAUAAAUU